AAAUGGUACCUCAGGUUAAGAACAGUUUCAGGUUAAGAAUGAACCUCCAGAACGAAUUAAGUUCUGUUACCGAGGUACCACUGUAAAGGGUGGUGCCCUGUCAUCUAUUUCAUCUAGUUACCCUCAGUUUGACUUCCGUUCAAUCUGACAUAGUAGCAGAGAGAUUAGUUUACUUCUAUACCCUGAAUAGUAAUCGGGAUGAAGGUUCCUUUGAGGUUUACAGUUCUUGGUUUUAUGUGGCAUCCAUACUUGGCAUUUCCCUGCCUUUUGACCAUUUUAAUUUGUUUUAUUUUGUCUUUUACAGGAAUCCCUCUUUAGUAGAAAGCCAGUUUCCAACCAGAAGAACUUCAUAGGCAACGACAGGGCUGCCAAUCAAUGGCCUUCAUGCAACAGCAUAUUUGAUAUUCCGGACCUUCUGAACUCUGACCCCCUGAUGAAUGGAAGUAGGAUUCUCAAGAGGAAGAAGGCAAUGGCAAAGUUGGGAAUUGACUCCAUGUCCAGUUCUGAUGAUGACCCCCUGUCCUUUUCAUUCAGAGAUUCUGAGGACAGUAGGAGGUCGAGCUGUGGCCAUCAUUCUGCGGAAGGUUUGCUCAACUGUGUGGUUGACAGAACUCAGGAGAACAUCUCUGACUGUGUCACAUCUGACAGUGGCCGGUUUUCACCCCAAGUUGAAGCAGAUCUCAUCUAUGAUGGAAUGGAAAGUUCUAGUAGUGGCUGGUCCGAUGGGAUUGUGCAGCAUGGAAGCAGCUGGGGCUUACUGCGGAAGUCAUUCUCUUAUGUAUCUGCUAUGACCAAUAUUGGCAGCGCUUUCUUUUCUGACCUGGAACUUCCUCCUGCUACUGUUUCCUCGCUUUCUACCCGGAUUGGGGUGCCCCGAAGACCUCAGGAAUGGCUCUUCCCUGCCAGGAUGCUCCCAGCUAUCUACAUAGCCAUCUUCUUGCUGCUUGCUGGCUGUUUCUCCAUCAAUAUCUUAUAUGGCUCCUCCUUCCUUGACCACACUGCCUUGAUGUGGCUCAUCUCCUCUGCCUUUGCUUUCGCCACAUCUUUCAUCUUUUUGGAGCCAAUGAAGGUGCUGUUUGGGGCUCUGCAUGCCGCUCUCAUCAGCAAGCCAGUGGAGAGCGAAGCUGAUGGGCUGGUGGAGAAGCCCUUGGUGAAGCAGAUGCCUGAACGAGUUGGGAAGGUGCGCGUGCCCUGUGGUUAUGGGCUGCUGCAGGCCAAGGAAGAGGCCAAGAAAGUCCGAGCUCUCAAAGGGUUGAUGUGGAACUGCCUCACUCAUAUGCUGUUCUUUCUGGUUGUGCUGACCAUCAAUUACCAGAGAUGCUUCCAUGACAGCAACGUCCACCUCCUGCAUGCUGCUGUCAAACAGGCCAUCUCUGUGACAAACGACAAAGGACUGAACUUCACUUCUGUGCGCAGCUACUCCGACACAUUGGAAUGGAUUGACACAGUGCUACUGAAAUACCUUUAUGGCAACACAAAGCUGACAAUAGUAGGAGUGCCUCAGCUGCAGCUACAAAGCUCCACCACAAGCCAAAUGAUGGAUCUAGGACUUCCCCGGCCUGGAAUUGCAUCUCAGAUAUACCACUUCAGUACUGCCAGCCGCCCCUGUCCUCUGUGCCACUUGUCUGGGUCCAGAUCAGAAGCUCCUAGGGAUACAAAUAAAAACGCAUGCCCUGACGCAACUGAGCACACUUCUAUUAGGUUUUGGAUCUGGGGUCAUGCAGGAUUUUACCAUGCGAAUGAUGGCUGCGCAAAGGAGCUUGGGAACACCUCUGCAGAAGCUCAGAGGAUAUUGCAUGACCUACAAGCAAGCAACUGGGUUCACAAAAGGACUAAAGCUCUACUUGUCGAGUUCACUCAGUACAAUGCUGAUGUCAAUCUGCAUGUGACUGUGAUGCUCCUGUUUGAGUUUCCAUCAGACAGGCCGGCAAUUGCUUCAAUGUCCAUAUUCCCCUUCCCAAUGUUAAAGUCAGGUGACAAUGUGGACCUUCGCCUUGUCAUGAUGAUAUGCCUGCUUCUCUUCAGUGGAGCUUUUGUCCUACCAAAGCUGUCCUUCACACCUCCGGAAAAGGCGCCAUGCCUGUGGCAGAACUACAGUCGCUUCCGGCUGCUCCUGGCCCUGAUUUCCAUCACUGUUGCUGCCUUGCACUUCACCAACAACCAUUUAGCAAAGGCAUGCUUGCUGCAUUCCCAGAAGCACCGUCAGGCUUUCACCAGCUUUUACGAAGUGGCAGUGCUGGCUCGCAUAGAAGCCAUUCUCUGCGCCCUGCUGCUGACGAUCACCAUGCUGAAGAUGGUGCAACAGCUGCGCUUUGUCCGGAGAUGGUCUGUGUUUGGGAAAACCUUCCAGCAUGCCUUGAGGGAGCUAGUGGCUAUCAAACUCAUCUUCCUCUUCUUCCUUCUCAUCUGGGCCAAGUGUGGCUGUUUAGCCUUCUCUUCAACUGUGGAAGAGUUCAGGACACUCCCGUGUGCCUUUUCAGCUCUGCUUUCCACUCUCUGUGGGAAGAUCACUUUCCUCCAGUCUUUGAUGCAGGUUUCCCCUAUCCUGGGGACAACAUACAUCCUAAGCUUUGGAGCUGGCGUGCUCUGGAUGGUGCAGAGCUUCCUUUGUGCCUCUGUCCUUAACAGUUACCGUACUGUCCAUUCCGAGAUCUACCAUCCAGCUAUUGAGCCUCAGGAUUACGAGAUGAUUGAGUUUUUGGUGAAAAGGUUGAAGCUGUGGCUAGGACUCAGCAAAACCAAAGAGUUUCGCCACAAGGUGAAAUUUGAAGGGAUGGACUCCCUGAUUUCCCACUCUUCUGGAAACUCCAAACCGUCUCGCCUCCCUUCUCCGGGCACCAACUUUCACUGUGCUACUGCAGCCAUUUCUUCCUUCAGCUCUGAAGAGCUGGUGCUUCCUGAGAGCCCCAUCCCUGAUCCUUGCAGUGUAGACUUUAACCUGGAGCACCUGCCAUCCGCAGUCAAUGAUCUCCUGGACGGCUUUGACAGGGUCCUAAAGCUGAUGGAGGAUGUGUGCCAUCUUGAGACCAGCUUAGAGGAGACUCAGAGGAGAAUCUGCAAGAAGAAGAAGGGGCAGAAAAGCCAUCCCAUGGAAAAGGUAGCAACACUCGCCUCAAGAACCAGCUUAGGGCUGCCGAGAACUUACAGCACCUUCUCAGAGUCUGCCUUAGCCAGGCUCAGAGCUCACCAUGUCAGGAUUUCCAGCUGCAGUGCCACUGAAGGGGGCAAGCAGCACCCAGCGGAUACCGUAUCGCAGCAAAGCUCAACAGGAUACAAGGUUCUGGUGGGCAACCCUCCAGCUUCAGGCCACAUCUUCCGAAGCACUCUUCCCUGGCCGGCCCAUUUGUUCAAAAAGAGACCCAGGAGUGAGGAAGGGCAGGGAUAUCCGUGUUGCGACAUGCUUCAGAGACAGAUCCCUUUAAAGAGGAGAGCGUGGCAGACCGAAGGAACAGGUGACAUGUAAACAACCUCUGUGUGGGUUUAACCGAGCACAAGAGCUGGUACCAGGUUGUUUUCCCUCCUCGUGCUUCACUCACAUAAUGCAACUCACUGGAGAAGUAGGGUCCAGAUUAACCUCCUUGCCUUUUGUUAUCUUUCAGGGUACUACAAAUUGGGUGAACUCUGCCUAGAAUGCCUUAAGUUUUCUGCACAGGUAGAAUUAUAGUGGUGCAUGUAAAGUACUUUGUAGUGUAUUACAUUAUUUACAAUCUAGCACAGUAGCUUUGCGCAAUCCUACUGUAUUUUUGUACUACUGUCUGGAAUGAAUUACCUACAAGGAAGGCUUUAGGACAGGCAUGGGCAACCUCAGGACAAGGGCCCAAAUGCAGCCUCCAGGCCUCUUUAUCAGGCUUUUCAAACUCUCUCCAAGCCACAUCUUCCUUACCAACUCUCCACCCUCCCUGGCCCUGCUGCACUCCUGCGUAUUUCUGCCUGACUGAAAUGCGUUCUUUCAUGCCUCUUGCUUGUCUGGUUAGAGGAUGUGUGUGUGUGUGUCAGUAUUCUAUGGGACAGUCUAAGGGAGCAGAACUUCUAGCUAGCUACAUUAAGCAUUACAUUCUUGAAGUGCUGCAAAAAUACAUCUGUAGUCACAGCCUUUGAAAACUUGUCAUGUCUGUAUUAAAACAAUACAUAUGUCCAACAUACUAUGCUUACUACCAAGUCCUUCAUUAGCCUCUGAGGGCAGGAGCCAGCAGAAGCCUUGCACAAAGGGGCCUCCCCACCUUCUCUCCUUGAAAUUGGCUUGGGGUUUGGGUGCGAGGACUUCCAGAACAGCAUAGUGGAAGGGGAUAUGCUUGUGCAGAUGGGGCAUUUGUAACAGUACAAUGCAAUCAGCAUUUUUCAUCAAGUUCCUGUAACUAGUUUCACAUACAGGAAAUAAUGGCAUCACCAGUAAUGAACCCUUCAUCGUAGG
Molecule: messenger RNA, 4411 nt
Organism: Podarcis muralis (Common wall lizard)
Lineage: Eukaryota; Metazoa; Chordata; Lepidosauria; Squamata; Lacertidae
Source: RefSeq, a predicted model, not a curated record